UUGUUCAAAAGAAUCAAAACAAAAACACUUUUCAUUCUCCUGCUAGUCUUUACUUGAAAAAUCCCAAGAAUGUCUACCACCAUAAACCAGUCACAAUCUCCCUCUUCCGACACCUCUGACUAUGAUUCCGACACCGCCGCAAGUUCCGCCGCAUAUCUCCGCCAUGCUGAUCUCUCCACCACCAUCUUCAAAGCCUACCUUGAGACCAACGGCCAUGAUUCAACUUCUUCUUCCUCCCCACAAUCUUUAGACCUUAUAAAGAUCCAAUCAUUCCUCAAUUCUUCUUCAUCAGGUGCUCUUUCUUGCCUCAUUUGCCUCGAACGCAUCAAAUCCACUGACCCCACAUGGUCUUGCAAUGGGUUUUGCUUCUCUGUGUUUCAUCUCCAAUGUAUUCAGCAAUGGGCUCAACAAGCAACUUCUCAAGCUGCUUUGCGCGCCCUCACGCGCCUCCCCAUCUCGGCCCAGACCGCCGCCGAGACUUCGGUAUGGAAUUGUCCUAAAUGUAGAUUUGAGUACUCUAAAUCUUUAAUUCCUAAGAAUUACUAUUGCUUUUGUAGUAAAUUAGAAAACCCACCUCAUGAUCCUUGGAUUUUGCCUCAUUCAUGUGGGGAGAUUUGUAGGAGGCCAUUGAAGAAUAACUGUGGGCAUUUUUGUCUUUUGUUGUGUCACCCUGGACCUUGUCCUUCUUGCCCUCAAUUAGUGAACAGUAGGUGUUUUUGUGGGGGGAUUCAGGAUGUUAGGAGAUGUGGAUUUAAGGAAUUUUCAUGUAAUAAGCAAUGUAUUAAGGUUUUGGAUUGUGGGAUUCAUAGGUGUGCUGAGAUUUGCCAUAAUGGGGAGUGCUCACCAUGUAGGGAGAAGGGUGUGUAUAAGUGCCAAUGUGGGAAGGUGGAGGAGGAAAGAGAGUGCUGUGAUAGGAAUUUUCGAUGUGAUAAUCCAUGUGCGCAAGGUUUGGAUUGCGGGAAGCAUGUUUGCGAGCGAGGGUGCCAUGGGGGUGUGUGCGGUAAAUGCCCUCUUAAAGGGAAGAGGACUUGUCCCUGUGGUAGGAGAGUUUAUGAAGGGAUAGCUUGUGAUGUGGAGGUGAAAUUGUGUGGGGCAACUUGUGAUAAGAAGUUGAGUUGUGGCAAGCAUACAUGCCAUGAGAGGUGUCAUCGCGGGUCUUGUGUUGAGACAUGUAGAAUCAUGAUGACAAAGUCAUGUCGAUGUGGAAGCCAGACCAAACAGGUUCCCUGCUAUCAAGAUUUGGUAUGUGAAAGAAAAUGUAAGAGAGACCGUGAUUGUGAGCGCCAUGCAUGCAGGCGUCGCUGCUGCGACGGGGACUGUCCACCUUGUACAGAGGUUUGUGGCAGGAAGCUCCGUUGUAGAAAUCACAAAUGCCCUUCUCCAUGUCAUAGGGGACCCUGUGCACCUUGCCCGCUCAUGGUAACCAUUUCAUGCGCUUGUGGUGAGACACAUUUUGAGGUCCCUUGUGGUACAGAAACAGAACAGAAGCCGCCUCGUUGCCGUAAACAAUGUCAGAUAGCUCCUUUAUGUAGGCACCGAUCAAAUUGUAAGCCGCACAAAUGUCAUUAUGGAACUUGCCCACCUUGUCGACUUCCUUGUGGUGAAGAGUAUCCUUGCGGUCAUGCCUGCAAAUUAAGGUGCCAUGGUCCUCAACCUCCGCCUAACCCAGAGUUCACCCUGAAACCGAAGAGAAAGAAACACAAUUUCCAAAGUGAACCAACAGCUGGAACUCCAUGUCCACCUUGUCCGGAGCUUGUGUGGAGGUCUUGUCUCGGCCAACACUUUGCAGCAGAAAGAAUGAUGAUUUGUUCAAAAAACCCGCAAUUUUCAUGUGACAACUUGUGUGGAAGUCCCCUUGCUUGUAGCAAUCAUUAUUGCACGAAGAUUUGUCAUCCCCGUCAGAAUUCAUCAUCUUCGUCAGAUCAGCGUACAAGAGGAGUGCUGUGUGAAGAAUGUACUCUCCCCUGCCAAAAGAAAAGGGCACCUUCAUGUUCACACCCUUGCCCACUGAGAUGCCAUCCUGAAGAAUGCCCCCCGUGCAAAGUGCUCUUGAAGCGUUCAUGUCAUUGCGGUGCAAUGACCCAUGCCUUUGUAUGUAUAUACUACAACACCUUAUCCGAAAAGGAACAACUGAGUGCUCGUUCAUGUGGUGGAGAUUGCCACAGAAAGUUAUCUAAUUGUACGCAUCUAUGCCCGGAGAUUUGUCAUCCUGGUCCUUGUCCUUCACCAGAGAAAUGCAGUAAAAAGGUUACUGUUCGAUGCAGAUGCAACAACUUGAAAAAGGAGUGGUUGUGUCUUGAUGUUCAAACCGGUUAUAGAAAUUCUGGUCGUGACCCUAAAGAUAUACAUAGAACACAAUUUGGAAAUGGACUUCUUUCCUGUGAUUCCAGCUGUAAGAAAAAAGCCCAAGCUGUUGAGUCAGAAUUACUGCAGCGAAAAUCUAAGGCACCAGAGGAAAAGGUGAUCGAGAAUGAAACACAUGUACCAAAGCGACGAAAGAGGCGUGAGCGAGUACAAGAAACAAACCAAGUUUCAAAAUUCCAGAAAUUCUUAACCUAUCUGCAAAGAUUUGUUAUGUUGAUCAUUGUUUUGGUAGCUCUAGUCGGUUUAGCAUACUAUGGAUACAAGGGUAUCUUGUCGCUCAAUGACUGGAUGAAUGAACUUGAAGAACAGCGUGCAAAGACAAGAUACCAAAGGAUUUAACAACCACUAGCAAAUUCUACUUGUUUGUGAUUAGAAAACGAGGGAUAUUUUACAGACAUGAAUACAUGAUUAUACUUUAUUUUUGUUACACAAUAUGGAAUUAUAUUCUACGUAGCUAGUACUCCGUAUUAUAGAAGUUUUUUUACUUGCAGAGUUGUAAAUCAGGCGUUUAAAAUGUACAUCGAGUGUGAAAAAUGUUAUACAAAAUAGUUUGUAUCUUAUCUCUUAUGAGAGUUGUAACUUGUAACAUCCUACUUGUGGACAUAUAAAGGAAUACGAAGUAUCAAGUAUGUAACAAGUACAGUAUGUUGCCUAGCUUGUGUUGUUGGAAAUUAUUACUGUACGGGCCUA
Molecule: messenger RNA, 3054 nt
Organism: Spinacia oleracea (spinach)
Lineage: Eukaryota; Viridiplantae; Streptophyta; Magnoliopsida; Caryophyllales; Amaranthaceae
Product: NF-X1-type zinc finger protein NFXL2
Exons: 13
Coding region: 70-2703 (877 amino acids)
Biological process (GO): regulation of DNA-templated transcription
Cellular component (GO): nucleus
Molecular function (GO): zinc ion binding; RNA polymerase II transcription regulatory region sequence-specific DNA binding; DNA-binding transcription factor activity, RNA polymerase II-specific
Source: RefSeq, a predicted model, not a curated record